Messenger RNA from Trichechus manatus latirostris (Florida manatee), 10054 nucleotides. It is a transcript of the gene JAZF1, whose product is annotated as JAZF zinc finger 1. The record is from RefSeq and is a predicted model, not a curated record. Bases 7201 to 7857 code for a protein of 218 amino acids. The transcript is spliced from 4 exons. Gene Ontology annotation, cellular component: nucleus. Lineage: Eukaryota; Metazoa; Chordata; Mammalia; Sirenia; Trichechidae.
UGAUACACGUGGGCUCUCCAUGAGUCAGAGUCGACACUAUGGCAACUGAUUUGGUGUUUUUGUUUGUUUGUUUGUUUUAUACAUUUUAUACUUAGGGAAAAAUAGCUACCAUUCCUAUGGUGACCUUAGGAUUUUGAUGGGUUGAUAAAGAGUUAGAGAGUAUCCUAGUCGAACUAUUUCUAAAUAACUUUGACCUUCUUGGCCGUGCCAGAAAUACUGAAGCCUGCAACAUGUAGUGUUUGUUUAUAAAUGAGCCUCCUGGAGCUUUGUCCAAACAGUUCUUUGUUGAAUACUGUUAUUUAUUUGCUUGUGGCAGGAAAACUCAGGCUACAAAUGUGAACGUGAGUGCUCUUUUUUAAUAGAGGGUGUAAUUGUGCUGCAGUGUCCCCGACUUUUAGAUAUUUAGCUCAUAAAGUUUAUGGCAACACUUAACUGCAUCUGGAUUUCACAUUGGAUUUGGGAAGGCAAGAAUCUCACUGUAAUUUGCACUGACUGCCUUGUAAUGGAAAUUAUGGCUUGGGAAAAGUUUUAAAUGACGUGUCUAUAAACUAAGGAAAAGUUGAUCCAUUCAAAGGCUGGUUAUGUGCAAUUGUAGGAUUGGUUUUUUUUUUUUGAAAGGGCUGUUGCCAACAAGAAAUAUUUAUUUCAGCAGCUGCAGUAAACUAGCCGUGAAUUAAAGAGUUGGUCUUUGUAAAUAGUUGGUUGAUCAAAUUCGAUCUUAAAAGUGGAGUGAAAGUUGCAACAGAACCAUGCUGGGCUUUUAAGAAAGCUGUAAAGAAUGUCUGUAUGGAGCUCAGUGUUAUAACCGGAUGGUAGCAAUGACUUCCGAGGAUGAGCAACCUCUUUUAGAGGUUAGAAUGCUGGCCUGAUGGGACUCAGGAGUUCUGAACCUAGCCUUGUCAUCAGCUGGGUUUGUGGAAGUAGACAACCUCCUAGGCUUUGAUUUUUUUGCUGCUUUGUUCCUACCUGCCUUUCUGGUUUCUUUCUUUCCUUCCUUCCUCCCUCCCUCCCUUCUUUUCCUCCCAAUUUGGGUUUUGUUAUCUCUCAUUCAUAUUUGAGACAUUUUCAUCAAAUGUCUAGUGUUCAUCCCUUGACUAUUAUUUGCAUGUUUAAGACUGAGGCAGUAAAAAACAGAUGGGAGGCUGUGGAUGGAGGCAUGGGUCGAGCUUGUUGACCAUGGACUUCACUGUAGGAAGGUUAUUUGAUUAGGGAAUCACCAGAUGUUGGCUGGAGGUCUUUUCUCUACACCCAUUACUUUAAUCAGAGAUGAGUCCUUCUCACUGGCUGACUGCCAGUGUUCUUGGGAGCAUGAAGGAAGCAUAUUUCCAUUUUAGUUUCCCUGUUUUCGGUCCUGUGCUCCCUCUACUGCCACCUCCCACUCUGCUUUGUUUGGUGUCCUGGUUCAGUGUAUCUGAAUAAUCAGCCUCUAAAACAGUCCUCCUGUUUUCAGCCCUGAACCUACCUCUUGCCUUUUGCCACACCUGGCACUUCCCAGACAGGAUCUCUUAGGCCUUCUGCAGGGGGGUUCAGCUACUGGCUGAAUCAGGGUCUCACCACUGUAGGCACUUUAGGUUGUAACUUCACUCUUGGUCAGUUUCUACUCCUGUGUAAGUGUUCUAAGGAGCGCUGGUGGCGCAACGGUUAAGUGCUCGGCUGCUAACAGAAAGGUUGGCAGUUCAGACCCACUUAGUGGCUCUGCAGGAGAAAGACCUAGCAAUCUGCUCCCGUAAAUAUUACAGUCCAGUUCUACUCUGUUACAUGGGGUCCCUAUGAGUUGAAAUUAACUUGAUGGCAUCUAACGUAACAACAUAGAUUUUCUGUCUUCAAAAUACUGAUUGAAAUCAUUUGUCUGCUAAUGUGCCCUCUCCCUUUUUUCUAUCCCUAGUGAGUUUUUUAUUCUGUUUUCAUUUUUAAUGGGGUCUUGAUGAUAAAGAAAACAAAUGCCCGUGGUCAAUCUGCCAUGUUUAAUCAAAAGUCUUCAGUUUUCUCAUCAUAAAAUAAAUCGGUCAGUGUAUUCAUUCAGCCGUAUUGUGCAUCUUCUUCAUGCAUGCCAAGCACUGAGCUGAGUGCUAGAGAGAUGCAAGUUCCUGAGAAGUGUGGAGGGGCAAGAAUAUACCCACAGGACAUAAGAACAUUGAGGGCGCUAGGAAUGAAGUGCUGCAGAGUAAGGAGGGAGGGAUUUUGUGGAAGUCCACGCUGGAUAAAUUUUAAAACUCUGCAGCUUUUAUGAGUGGAACCACGUGUGGGAAGGCUGAGAACAGACACUACCCAUUAAUUAUUACUGAGUGGGUCCAAAGAAAAGUGGCAUAUCCAGCCCAGAUCUUUGAAAUCACUCAUCUGGUUGAGUGGGGCUGUGGGCUUUCCAGCCAGGGUCUUCCAGUGCUGCAAAUCCUCCACUGCCUUCCUACUCACAUCUUCUCAGGCCUCCUGCUGUUGCCAAACUCACUUAGAGAAGAUCCUGGCCAAACUCACUUAGAAAAAGAUCCUGGCCAAACUCACUUAGAAAAGAUCCUGGCGUUUGGAGGGUGUACUUUGAGGAAGGCCUUUUUGAGGCGUGAUGUCAUGCCUUCCCCUCACUGCUGCCUUCCAGCCUGCAAAUCCUCAUUCCAACGGAGGCCUCUUUAGUCUUGUUGAGAGAGGUACUGUGGCUGGUUUCUGACUUUCCUAAAUUGUAAGUAGUUCCAGGUAUAUAAACCCCAACAAUGUUGACUAGCUAAAGCAUAGCCAGAGUCCAUGAGCUCAUUAAUUAGCCUGAGUCAACCCAGCAAACAGGCCUGGUAGAAUUCUCCUUUAGGCUUGAAGAUAACACUACAAAAGGCUAUUAGAAACCUUGUAAAUCCAAACACUCGUUGUCAUUAGUUCCCAAGGCAGGAGACAGCAGAGCCGAUGAAUAUGGGCCUUAUUGAUUGAACAAGGUGGUUUGUGGUGUUUGCCUUUCCUUGGGCGCGUUGCAAUUUCUGUUCCUGUUGAGAAGGAUCUGAAUGUUGUCCUGUCCUUAUUUCUGCCGUCUGCCUUGCUUUUUCCUUUCCACUUGAGAAGCAAUGGGAGCUAACGCUGUAACAUCAAGCCCUUUGCCAUUUAAUUGAAUCUGUAAAACCAUGAGUCACUAGGACCAUAUGAGCUGCAGAAAGCUUCCACUCUGUCUAGUGUUAUGUAGGUAAAUCAUUAUAGAGCUGUGCAUUCAAAGUAUUUCCCUGAGAUAACAAUGAGUAGAAGAGGCACAUUGCUGUUUACUUUAGAGGAUGUUGUGUUUUAAAGCUUUGAAGCAAACUGAUAGGCUUUUAUCACUAGGAUAUUUUUUAAUGCAUUUUAAUAUUUAAUUCCUUUAGCUUUCAGUCAACUUGAAAUCUGAGUGUGCAAGGGUGGCAUGAGGCAGAAAACACUCUCAUAAUCUCUGUUCAUGUUGUGUUUGGGAACACCCUGCCCUGCUGAUAAAUUUUGGGUUUAUCGUCCAUCAAUUCUUAGAGAUAUAAAAGUGGUGUCUGUAGACAGCCAUUAUUAUAUAAAUACUGUCUUUGUUGCCCGGUUCCCAGCUUAAGAAGCAUCAUAUGGCUAUGAAAAAUUCUAGGUCUUUUUUUUGUCCCAUAGAUGACCUAUUUACUGAGGUGGAUUAUAUCUCUGGGCAGUUGUAGACAAUUUCAGUUCCAGGUUUCUAUUUGUGCCAUAAAGAAACAAACCAGAGGAAUAUCUGGGAGAUUGUGUACUAUAGCCAUUCCAAUCCAUAUUAUAUUUCUUACUGUACCAACUUAUGCAAAAUUUACUCAAUAGUGUGGCACGUGGUAUAAGGAAGUUGGGGUAUGUUGUUGAAUUCAACUUGAUUUUAAUCUCUCCACUUCAUUUUGAUAAUGUUCAUUCUGUUUUCUUAAUCCUCAUGAGGAAUAUGUCAUUGUGCAGUACCAGCAGGCCGUCCUGCUGUGAAAAUGCAAGUCUGUUGUCUCUCUAGUCCUCUCCUGGGGUGAGUUUUUAGCAACAGUUACUUUUUGUCAGAGAGGAAGAAAUAAUGAAAGCAGCUGUUAUAUUUUUACUGAAUGUGAAAUGAUUAACAGUGUAAUUAAAUCUGUAAAAUGGUAAGUCAUGAUCACCACACAGCAGUCAGCCAGGAAACGAGGGAUGGAACUGAUGUUUAUUUGUGACCAGCAGCCCAUGGUCUUCCUCCAGUAGCCCUUUUGUGCAGCCUUCUCCUGAUUUGUGGGCACCAAGCACCUAAUUUCAAGAACUCAAAGCUUUAAUUGAGGUUAUGGAGGGUGCUCAAAGAAAGGUUUAAUCUGAAAAAGAUGUUUUAGGCCUGGUGGAUGUCUGUCCAGAACUUCUACGUUCUUGGUUAACAGAGUCUGCAUUCUAGAAAAAAGAAGCCUGGCUGAGGUGUUUCCAGAUGGUCUUUUUGUCAUGGAGAGGGUGGCAUUUAGAAGCUAUAAGUCGGUUUCACUGCUCAUAAUCUAAGGAUAUGUCAGCAUAAGUCUAGCAUAAGUUAUGGAAAGCGAUGAAGCAAAGUAAGAAAAUCAAAUUUCAAAACCUUGCUUUGCAAAUAGAGUACUGAACAUUAUUGAAUUCUUUGUGAAACAAGAUUCCAAGAUGCAAUUUGUGUGAAUGUCAGGGGCCAACACCAUUUUAUUUGAGCAUCAGAUAACUGUAGAAUUUUAUAUAAGGUGCUUUCUUCUCUUUCCCUAUCAUCUCCCGUCCACCAAAGAGGUAUUACUAGUUUAAAGAAUAAUAUAAAUGUAUGCAUGUGUACACAUAUACUCAGACACGCACACGUGUGCAGGCAGUCCCCGCGUUACGGAAGAGAUCUGUUCCUAAGUCUGCCUUCAAGACCAGUUUAUAGGUAAGUUGGAGCAGGUGCGUACGGUUCUAAUUUAGCCUUCGUUUAGUGCAAGAGAAAGCUUUAAGCCUUUUCAGUGAUUUAACAGUCACACAUGCAGCAAGUGAAGGUGAUUGUGGUGAUGAAUUUGUUGUGAGUAGGGGUUGGUUCAGUCGUUUCAAAGUGAGGGCAAAUUUACAUAACAUUCAAGGACAAGUACGAGUUAUUCAGUUAUUCGUAACCUGGAGACUUAUUCUACACAAAUAAAAAAUAUCAAGGUAGCUUGGAAAGAUAAUAUUUAAAAUAUUUUAGAAAUUAUAUUAUUUGGAAACAAACAAAAGCUUUAGAAGAUGAUCUGUGGGAAUACUGUUUGAUUGGGGGUCCGUUACAGGAAUGAAAGCAAAAGUGAAAGAUACAAAAAUGUUUGUUGGCCCCUUUAUUCUUUCCCGCAUUAUAUUCAUAUUUUAGACUUAAAGCAGUGUUAUUUUCUUUCAGAAUAAUAUACAAUAUGUCAUCACGCAUCAGAAUGUCUCUUUUGAAAGAAUGUGUUUUAAUCAAUCAAUUUGAGGCCCCUGUCUCACAGGCUAAACCUCUUGAUCAUCAAUUCCUAAACUCAUACUAUUUUGUGAGCCCUUGAGAAAUUUUCCACAGACAUCUGCAAUCAUUGCCUCGUUCUUUAUCUUCCUCUUUCUUUUCAUUUCCAUGGAUUGUGUCACCAAUCUGUUUCUUACCUCGUUAACCACCUGGAAAGACCUUGCAGGAUUGGUAUGUCAGUCAUCAUUUGCAUACAUGGUCUGCUCAGCAUUCAAAUACACCUUUUUUUUUGACAAAACAUCUUUCUCUGUUGAGCUUUGUUCUACUGUCUCCUCUCCAGUAAGUACAGGUCAAGUGCAUAGAGCAGUCUUCUCAGAAACCUUGAUGUACUUUGGGAUCACAGUAAACUUGGAUUAGUGUGAGUUAGGGUUGUGUUUGAAAAAUACAUAUCCGUAGAAGAGUGGUUUCUGGGUAUUUAGAGAUAUGCUGGUUGUAGGGAUAGGCCAGUCACCUAGGAACUGCCUCAGUUGCAUAUGUAAUCAUUGGAGGCAGGAGAAGAAAUGCUGGCUGCUAAUCUGUUCUCAUUUGCACUGCCAAAACCUUGAGACCUGACUCGAUGGAGCCAUUCAGAGAAUCUUUGUCUCUUGUUAGGAAUUUGGCUUUCAAGGACCCAGGCAAAGUGGCGGUGGCAAAGACCCAGGAAACAGGAUUUCUGAAUAGAGUGUCCCUGUAAUUCUUGGCAUAGAAAAAACAAUAAAGUGAACGUGAGAUUCUUAACUUUAGCACCAAGAAUAAAAUUGGCACUACUGUUGCAUGUUAGUCAGGGAGCCAAAAAGCAUUCUAAAUUGAUUUUUGGGCUAUCAUUUUUGCCCCCCGUGCUGUGUGCCACUGUGUCUGCUCCCCAACCCCCGCCACCUGUUAAUGCACUUUAAAGUUAGUGUAUGUAUCUUACAUCUACCACUCGCAGUAAACACCUCCCCUACCAAGGCGCUUGAAACAACAUCUGUCAUUACAUCAAAGAAGGUGUUAUUGCCAAGUGCAGCUGGAAGACUUCUAAUCAUGAGAUGAUUUUAAAUGAGGUUAUAAUUAAAUCUGUGUUAAAUGUCUGAACUUUUUUCUAAGAAAAUGUAAAACGAGCUCACUUUCCUCCUUUUAUAGUCUUAUUAUAUACACAUUGUUUUUGUGUGUAUUUAUCACUGUCAUUUCUCUACAUGAGAAACUUGAGAAUACAUUUCUAGUUGUGAAAAGUGCUUUUGUUGUGUUGUGCCAGAGAGGCAUAGUGAGGAAGUGUUGCCAUGGUCUUGAAUUCUAUCUCUUCAAGGGGAAAACCCCUCUGGUGAAUGUGGUGUUUGUUGACUCUGGACCAGCAUGAGAAUUUCUGAUUGAGAGUCUAGAAGAGUUAUAAUAAACUCAUUAUACAUUUAAGAAGAAGAGCUGCCUUCCAGAAAAUGAAUCCAAACCCAGAAAAGUGUUCAUUGAACAAGAACAAUACUCAGUAGAAUUUCAAAUUGAUGGACCUUUCCAAUGGCAACUAAUUUGUUCCAGCAUUGAAAUGAUCAUAAUUAACAGAGACUUUCUUUCUUGGUCCGAUUAACCACUGAAAACCAUGCCAACAUUGUAACUGUAAGCAGUGAAAACCAAUAUUUAUGAGGGGGAUUGUGCAAGAGUUUGUGUGACAGAUGGGCAUUUUAUCACUGUUGAUGUUUGGAAUUCCCUUGGAAAGUAAUGCAAUAUCUUGUUAUUUAUGAACGAAUGAACAAAUGAUUGUGCUUUACUGACUGAGUUUUCUUUACAAAGAGGUAUACGAAAUUAAUCUUUUUCUCUGUUUAGCCUCUGUUAGCUUCUUUUAGGUAGCCUCAUAUAUUCUGAUGCAAAAGCUGAAAAAUCAUAAUUGUGUUUUUAUUACAGAUACUGAUCCACGUGUUUUAGAAAAACAAGAAUUACAGCAGCCAACCUAUGUUGCCCUGAGUUACAUUAAUAGAUUCAUGACAGAUGCUGCCCGCCGAGAACAGGAAUCCCUGAAAAAGAAGAUUCAGCCGAAGCUUUCACUGACCCUGUCCAGUUCGGUGUCUCGAGGGAAUGUGUCCACUCCACCACGCCACAGCAGUGGAAGCCUUACUCCCCCCGUGACCCCACCCAUCACCCCCUCAUCAUCAUUCCGCAGCAGCACUCCAACAGGCAGUGAGUAUGAUGAGGAGGAAGUGGACUAUGAGGAGUCGGACAGCGACGAGUCCUGGACCACCGAGAGCGCCAUCAGCUCGGAAGCCAUCCUCAGCUCCAUGUGCAUGAACGGAGGGGAGGAGAAGCCUUUUGCCUGCCCAGUUCCUGGAUGUAAAAAGCGAUACAAGAAUGUGAAUGGCAUAAAGUACCAUGCUAAGAAUGGUCACAGAACACAGAUUCGUGUCCGCAAACCAUUCAAAUGUCGUUGUGGAAAGAGUUACAAGACAGCUCAGGGCCUGCGGCACCACACAAUCAAUUUCCAUCCCCCGGUGUCGGCUGAGAUUAUCAGGAAGAUGCAGCAAUAACGUGCUGGUCAUAACUGUGCCAAGAAAUCCUCACCAGCAGUUGCUGAUUUUGAAAACAGCCACCUUUUUUCAGGGGAAGCAUUCAGCAACCCUUUAAAGAAAAAAAAAUUAAAUGCAUGCUUUAAAUUUUUUCUGUAAUUUUGGAAUGAUGUAUCUUUGUAGAGUUAAUGAUUUUGUACAUUUGCACAUGUAUUCAUCAUACCCAUUUUCAUUACUUUGAUAUAAGGUGCUAAACAAAAAAAGCUCUAGGUUCUUCAGCACAUUUCCCCCCAAAAAAUAAAACUGAGGGCAUGUUGCACAUUGUUUAGUUGUAUUGCAGUGAUAUCAAUCUGGGGGAGGAGGGGCUGGCACUGAGAUUUUUUUUUCAAGAUUGUAAUGUGAUUGAAGUUUUUCAGCAUAUCAACUCACAUAUGUUCAAUACCAAAAUACCUUCAUUAUCAAACUGGUUACCAUGCCUUACAUAAUGGAGUUAGUAUUUGUGAGUAGAAAGACUUUAGGUAAUGGAAAUAUAAAUAAGAAUGUUUAACAUAAUAUGCUAAAAAUAUUUUCAUAUUUAAAUAACAUACAUAAAAGGUGUGCUUUGUGUUUUAUAUUAUCUUGCAAAUCCUUUUUCCCUUUAAAAAGCUGAAAAUCUUGCCAUCUGACUUACCAAUCAUUUUAGUGUUAUAACUGGCAUUUUUGUACAAAAUAAGUCUAUUCAGUACACUCAUUAAUUCAACAUACAUUCAUUGAGUGCCUGCUGGGUGCCUAUUGAUAUUUGCAGACCAAGGUACCAGUUUAGUGAAAUACUUUUUCCCUGAAAUCUGUUAGGAACACUUCAAGUGCAAAUUUUGUGUGUGUGAAAUUUGGUUACAUCUUCAUCUUCAGAUGAAGUUUUAAAGCACUUUGUAGUUCUCUAUUGCCAACAGAUUUAACAUUUUAUGUGUUGCCAAUUCUUGCAACCACUGCCCUAACAAAUCUAUGGGUUGCAAAUAAGAAUUAAAAUUCUAAGCAUGUUUCAGAGAAGAACAUUUUUGUUAAGAUCCCCAUUGCCUCUUCUUCACGCUCAGUGUAUUUUUAAGACUUUUUUUUUUUUUAAGGCACUUUUCCCAUCAUAUUGUAGAUGUCUGCAUUCCCACUGAAAAUGGUCUGUUUAGCUUUAUAAAACAUUUUGCCGAAAUAUGAAAUUGAGCCUUAUUGACAAGUGCUUCUUGCAGCAGGUGGUCAAAGAGUGACUGAUGUGACCCAUUAGAGUAACCCACAUCUGGACCCUUCCUGAGUUUUCCUCACUGACUGACAAUACCAUCAUGCCUUGAGUGUUCUUUUCUCCCAAGUGCUAUUCCUUAAACACGAGAGUUUACCAAUUGCCUAAUUAUGCAAUAAAAACUGCUUUGAGGCAGCUAACUGCCCACACAGAAAACUGGUGAAAAGCAAAUUUGAAUCGCUUAUGAAAUAGCUUUCUUCCCAUAUUCACAUUUGAUGAAAAGUCUUACACACAGCUGGGAAGCAGGUGUCCCUCCUCAAUUUUUCAGGCAUUUUGAAAAGAUGACAAUUCUGUUAGCCAGAUGGGUAAGUUUCUAUAUUCGUAAGUUGUGAAUCCUCAUAAUGAGGGAUUUUAAAGUAUUACAAAGACACUGCCCUCUACAAAUUUCCCUCAGAUCUCUGGAGAAUGGUCUCGGUUCUGAAUGUAGUAUUAUCCUGUAUGUUUAAAAGGAUGAUCCAGACAUGGGAAGCAACUAGUUGGUGCACAAGAAGGCCCUACUUGACUAUUUCAUAUCUACCUACAGUUGACCAAUAACAAAUUUUUUAGGCCAACAAUUAAUUUAGCUUCGCUCCUUCUAGUGCAAGAAACUGCAGGCUGGAUCAAUAGUUCAACAACAGCUAAACAGUCAUAAGUCAUUGUGCAUGUUAAAUUUCUUUCAAGUAUACAACAAAUUCCAAUUUCUAUUUACUUAUUGUGACAGUAUUACUAAACAGGUAAGGAUGGGAAUAUUUUGUUAUACCGUGUAUAGUGAAUGUAUUGUACUGUGUCUGUGAGAACUGUGCUUUAAAUUAUAUUUUCAUAUGUUUUGUUGAGGGCAGAGCACAUUUAAGUUUGAAAGUGACAGAGGUUUGUUUUAGAACUGAAGGCAACUUAAUCAAAAUUCCCAUCAAGAAAAGCUGCUGCUUAUAAAUGUAAAUGAAAUCACAUUUAAAAUAAACUGCUUCUGACCCAAAA